Molecule: messenger RNA, 6222 nt
Organism: Cydia pomonella (codling moth)
Lineage: Eukaryota; Metazoa; Arthropoda; Insecta; Lepidoptera; Tortricidae
Product: kinesin-like protein KIF18A
Exons: 11
Coding region: 244-2805 (853 amino acids)
Biological process (GO): microtubule-based movement
Molecular function (GO): ATP binding; microtubule binding; microtubule motor activity
Source: RefSeq, a predicted model, not a curated record
CGAGUUGGCAACACUGGUCGUAUUCCCUGUAUUCCUUUGCUGUCAAUUCAAAAUUCGAAUCUUGACGGUUACAUAGUAGACGCUGUUUAGUCGUUGACUGUUUAUGAGCUAUUUUUCAAAAACUUAAUUAAAGUGCUAAUUCAGCUUCAUUGAAUGUCUUAUGACUGGAAACAAAGUUGAAAAUAUUAAUCGCAGUGUUCAGAAACAGUGUAAUUUCAUUAUAUUGAUGAUCGAUGUAUUGAGAUGAAAAUGGUUCGAGCUGCUCCGUUGAUCGGGGCAAAAUCAAAGUGUGGUGCUUUGCCUUCAAAGUGUGGAUCUACGCAGAACAUGGCAGCUAAUAUAAAAGUGGUGGUUCGCGUCCGGCCUUUGAACGAAAGGGAGAAAGCGGCAAACAAUCGUGUGGUGGUUGAUGUUGUCGACGAUACUAUGUUAGUUUUUGAUCCCAAGGAAGAAAUGCGUCCGUUUUUCUACCAAGGCGUCCAGCAACCAACAAAGAAUGUGUUACGGCGAGCGAAUAAGGAGUUGAAGUUUGUAUUUGACAAUGUUUGUGGACAAACUGCUUCUAAUAAGGAUAUUUUUGAGUUGACUACAAAAGAUGUCUUGGUGUCACUGAUGGAGGGUUACAAUUGUUCGGUGUUCGUGUACGGCGCGACGGGAGCGGGCAAGACUUUCACAAUGAUAGGUAGUAAAGAGAACCCGGGGAUAACUUACCUGACUAUGGAGCAUCUCUUUUACACUAUACAUUCCUUCGAAAAGGAAAGAGAGUUUGACAUCGGUGUUUCUUAUAUUGAAGUUUACAAUGAAAAUGUGUUUGACCUGCUUAAACCCUCAAAAACCCCUCUCCAACUCCGAGAAGACUCAAAGUACGGAGUGAUGGUAGCCGGCCUCACUUUAGAGAACAUCAACACUGCCCGGGAGCUGCUGAAUAUGCUGGAGAACGGGAAUAAGAACAGAACCCAGCACCCCACUGAUGCCAAUGCAGAGAGCUCGAGGAGUCAUGCAGUUUUUCAGGUGUACAUAAAAAUGCGGUACAAAACCAGCGGCCAAGCCAGAGUCGUAAAACUGUCCAUGAUCGAUUUGGCGGGUAGCGAGCGCGCGUCUGCCACCGGCUGCAGCGGCGAGCGCUUCAAAGAAGGCGCUAAUAUCAACCGGAGUCUGCUGUCGCUGGGAAACUGCAUCAACAAGCUUGCUGACGGGAGCAGCUACAUACCUUAUAGAGACUCGAAGCUCACGCGCCUACUAAAGGACAGUCUCGGGGGCAACUGCAAAACUGUCAUGAUCGCGAACAUCUCCCCCGCCAGCAUGAGCUACGAAGACACUUAUAACACGCUCAAGUACGCUGCGCGCGCCAACAAGAUACAGCUAAGCAUCAAGAAGAACAUAGUGGACGGCGACAUGAAACUCUCGCAAUACGUGAAGACAGUGGAAGAAUUGAAGAAGAGAGUGAAGGAAUUGGAGGCCAAGCUGUCUUUGAGUAGCAUACAACCUGCGGCAGGCAAGCAACAGCCCAACUUGGCUAAAGAGAAAGCCCGAGCGGAGUGGCGUCGUCGUAUCCUGGAAGCGGAGAAGCUGCACGACGCCUGCGAGAUGCAUCUCCUUGGUCUGCAAACAAGGGGCAACGUGCUGGCGCUGCGGCACCGCCUGCGCGCGCGCGCGCACUCGCACGUGGCCGCGCUGGCGCACCGCUCCUCCAACGAGGCCAUCGAACUGAUGGUUACCGAAGACAUCCCCCGUCAAGAGCGAGCCGCCGAAAGUUACGAGAAAAAGGCUCAACAUUUAGACGCGAAAAUACUCGAAGCAAAAACCAAAUGUGGCGAGAGCUGGCAACAGUUGCAAACUACCUUAGAACAAGCUGCCACCGACUGCCCAGACCUAAAAGACUUCACAGACAACAUCAUCCUCCAAAGAGAACUGAGACUUACUAAAGCCAGCGACAAUAUGAGAAAGAAACUACUCUGGAUACAGCACAAGGAAAUAAACAUGUUCACAGAAUACAUGAGCGACAUGCCCAGCAUGCUCAAAAAGCUUUACCUAACCUUAAGAGGUUACGAAAAGGUACCUCCAGCGUUAGCUAUGGAAUACAAAGAUGUUAUGAAAAAAGCUAAAUCUAUGAAAUCUAUAUCCUGGGACACGGAAGAUGAGUGUAACGAUCCAGAAUUCAAAUCAAUUUGUUGCCUUAACAUGAACGAAGACGAUGUCCAGAGUAAAUCGAACGCUACGGUCGAUAUUGUCACAGACAGUGACGAACUAACCGAUGCCGAGAACCGUGAAGUUUCGCCGAAGAAACGCAAGGGUACGCCUAUAAAGCUGGCCAAUAACGUGACUAUAGUCAUCGAUGAUUCUUUCGAGAUUUUAGACACGACGAGAACUCUGAAUUCAGCCAAAAAGGUAAAGCGGGAGGCUGAUGUCGUAUCGGAUAAGGAAAACGCAGGAAUUAUAGAUCCACACGACUUAAACUCCACUUUUGUGCUGGCGGGUAAAAUGGAGGCGUUGAAGAAACCUAAAUUGGAGCCUAACUUGAAACCGAACGUGAAACAUGAACCUGUGUAUUUGAAGAGAGGGCUGACAGACAGGACGAAUGUGCAGAGGACCUUUAAUUUUAAUGACAAAGUAUCGUCGGUGAAGGCCGCGGUGGGCGUGGCGCGGCCCCUCCGCCGCGCGCCCGGCUUCGGCUCCAGCCUGGCGCGCGACGGCAAGCCGCUCGCCAGGCCCGCGCAAGUGAGCGAGAAGGUUGUCGGGUAUAAAUCCAUGCGUGCGAGGGAGAGGAUCCCCGCGCAUCCUUAUUCGAGGCCCGCGCGCCGGUGAUACAAGAGCUGACAGAGCGCGCGUUAAAAAGAAAAUAUGCGAGCAAAGUACUUUAUAAGCGGUGACUUCCAUAUUCAGAAUAGUGACAACAUAAUUUAGUUCUUAUUGUGAUUGAAAUUAGGUUAGAUCGGUCGCCGCAUGCAUAUCAAAGGUUACAAAGCAACCAACAUACCCACCGCAUUUACUUUUAAUAUCCCACAUAUUACAAUGAUAGAUUGACCCAAUUUGUCCAACCGAUUUGUCAGGAAAGCGGGAUGAUUGGUUGAUGAACAUUGCCUAUCAUGCCCAACAUUGCCUGGCUUAUUAAAACAGAUUCUCUACAAAACAGUAGUCUUUGUCUAGCCUAAUAAUGGUAGCGAUUCUCAGAUAAUUUAUUGUAAUAGAGAAGUGAAGUCUAUGGAAAAACGUGCCCCUUAGUUUGACAUCGAAAAAAGAUGGUGCUGUACUGCGGUCACUGAAUUGUCAAACGUCAACUUUUGACAAUAAGUUACUGCAAAAUGUAUGGAGCUGUACAGCGCCAUCUCGUUUCGUUGUCAAAUUCGAAGCACGACUUUGUCUUAGAUUUCACACAUCUUUAUUUUAUUUUGUAAAUAAGCACCGUUAGGCCAGGCAAUGUUGGGCAUGGUAGGCAAUUUUGAGUAGGUUGAAGGUAGUAAAUUGGCAUAAAAUUGGCCAAACUGUCAUUUUAGUAUGUAGGAAAUAAAAACAGCUUAGAUGAACGAAGUAGCGUUGCACCACGAUUUCAUAUCUAGGACUUAUAAUGAUUUGACAACUAGGACACUUGUAAUAAUUACAUCACGGAAUACAGGCCACUCUGGCCAAUUCGAAAGUGCACUGACAUUAGAAUCAUAUCAGUUAUCUGUCAUUCGCGCGGGCGUCUCACUCGCACUAAUACUGGUACGGACAAGUCUGAGCGAAAUGAACGCGCGAAUGACAGCUAGAGUCAGACCAAGAUAAGUUGGCAGCGAUGAUAGUCCAGAGAGCGCAAGUGUUAUUUUAAAAGUCAACACGAAGACGUUUACACUUGCACAGGCUGGGCUAUUAAAAUCGUUGCCAACUUAGCUUGGUCAGGCUUUAACUGAUAUGAUUUUAAUAUCAUUCUAAUAUCGGUUAGAUGUUAGAGCACUUUCGAAUUGGCCUGGUAGUUUGAUUUCACUGAAAUAAAAAUAAUCAGGAGACACGAUUAGGCUUGAUUUUUAUAAGCUUUAAGUCCGACCUUCAUUUGUAACGGAAUAUUACGGUAAUUAUUAAGAAUUUAAUUUUUAGUCUUAUUGUAAUUUGUAAGCAUUUAGACUAAAGCAUAUUUAGAUUACGUUGUUUACUGAGAAUAUUCAUUGCUUUAAUAUUUUUAAUUUGUAUGCUUAGUAACAUAGCUUGGCUGUUGUAUUUUAUAUUGAAAUUGUGUAAUUUCUAUAAUGAUUGUACUUUUUUGUUUUAUAUGGAGGUUUGAUAUGUACCUUAUUAAAUGUAGAAAAUUAUGUAAUUAUUAUUGUAUUUUAUUGUAAGAUGUUGAUCUGCGAUAAUAUGACUAUAAAAAAUACUACCGACAAUAACGUGCCUAUUUUAAGAAAUGUUCUUUUAUUCUUUUUACGCAGAUUUUAUCUUGCCUUACCGUAUUAAUCUAUAUGUGUGGGUAAAAUUUUGGACGCCAUAUUAGAAUUACUUUCUGAAGUUCUAUUAGGUUCAAAUUAGGUAUACGUAUAAAAGACCAGUGACAAAUAUUUGAGGUGUUUCAGAAUUUUUUCUAUGUGGAGAAUUUCGCUUUUGGAUUUUUUCCGACUAUACAUCAAUAGGUACGAGCACACAUGCUAAGGAUACUAGAUUGGAACCAUGCUAACUCUGCCUUGCUUUUGCAAUGACAAAGUAUGGAAAUGUCAUAAUUAAAUUAAUUUUUAACAAGCAGAAACGUUUGCGAACGAUGCUAUUAAGCUUAGAAUAAAUUUAAAAGUGGGUAAGCUUAUUGUCAUAAUUAAUGUCUAAUUUCUAUGAAAAUAUGACGUUUAUAAUGACACACCUCACGUUCGGUGCAAUUCGGUGCAAAGUUAGCUUAGACUGACUACCGGUCUGUUUUUUAUCGCAGGUACAAAAGUGGUAGUUCGAUUGGCCUAUUUACAACCCAAUGUUUUGGACCAAUUUGUUGGACAAAUUUAAAUAACUGAACAGUCUUUUACAGUACAUAUGGGGCUACUUUAUAGCACUAGUGCGAGAAGUAGCAUAUUAUGUUACUGUGUCGAACAUUUAAAGGGCCAUAUGUACUGUAAAACGUUGUACGAUACAUGUGCGAAUAGGUAAUUCGCAACUCGUGUCGAUUUAAAACACUCCCUUCGGUCGUGUUUUAAUUUAUCGCCACUCGUUUCGAAUUUCCUAUUUUUCGCACUUGUAUCGUAAUGUACUAUUAUGUAUCUGGGGUAUCGAAGGUUUACAAGACAGCUCCCCCCCAGCGUCGGCGUCUAGUCAGCGCUAUGGAAAAUGGCGUCGCUGCGCAGUUGCGCCCAAAUUGCGUCGAGCAACGACCAUACAGUUGACUAGACGCCGAUGCUUGGGAGACGCUAAUGGGGUGGCCUUAAGAAAAUAUAUAUUACAGUUAUUAUACAAUCCUUGAGUCUUAGCCCACUCUUAUCUUGAUGUUGGCAAGAUAUGAAAGUGUACACAGAGGUAAUUUCCCUUCGUCGAGACAGACUAGCUAUCGACUAUUUUCUUAUUAAAGAAACGGUCGUGUAGCUACUGAACCCGCGCGAUGAAACAGAUGCAUAAAGGGUUAUACACAAAUGUAACUUCUAAUUUGAUAUUUUCUGUACUAAAGGUUCAGAAAAUUGGUGAACUAUGUAUUUCACUCACGAUUCUCAACCGGUUUUAAUCGAUAUAAGUCAGAACCCGUAAUAAUGGAUGACGAACAUUUUUCAGUGUCGUCAUUUUCCUCAUAGAAAAAUCUCUGAAAUUCCUGAGGAUAGUUAAAAAAUUUAAGUAAAAUGGAAAAUUUGUUUCUCGUGAUAUUUUCAAAAAAAUCUGAGAACCUUUCCACGUUUUGGAAAUUUUCCGUAAAAUAUAUGUAAACUCCAUUAUCCUUAACGAGGGAACAGGAAUUCCAAAUUAAUACUUAUACCAUUUUGAUCUGAUAUGAACGAUUUGUAUUUAGUGUUACCACAUUAAUUCAAUUGAUAGCGACCAUUUAAUUUGAAACCUAAUUAUUUAUGCAUAAUAUUACCGUUGCAUCGGUUUUGGCAUUAAAAUGCAAAUGUCGGUCGAAUACCGGAGUCGAUUUGUUUGAUUAAACAUUCAACUAGAUUAUGCAGACUAAUGUAUUUUAUAUUAAUAAUAAGUUAGCUAAUUAACUAGCAAAUGUAUUUUAUAAAUAUAUUGUGUAUUUUGUAUUAUGUGUGAAGUAAUAACUGAUUUAUAAAAAAGGGUUGACUGUAA